UGUUGAUCGAGGAAGAAGUGUGAUCGAGUUCAGAAAGAAUCUCAUCGGCAAGAGGCAGACAAGAAAAAGAAAAAGCUGCUGUUUGCUGGAACAUCUCAGUAGAUGUGAAACAGGACACCUGUGAUGUGGACGCAAAUAUCAUGGAGAAAAUGAAUAUGAAGGAGAAGGACUGUCAGUGGGAGUCCAUCUACCUUAAACAGAAAAGUCUGAGCAUCAAGGAGGAGGACAGUAAACUGCAGCCAGUGGGCAUUAAAGAAGAACGUGAAGAGAAGUCUGUCAGUAUUGAGACACAUAACCAUACAAAGCUGGACAGUGUAAAAGAAGACAACCGUCAUGAUGGGUGUCAAGAUGGUGUGGUGACCAGGUUAGACUCUUCUCAGAGCAGACACUGUUCAUCUCCAGAUCCUUCUAUCAAUGUGAAGUCUGAAUCAUUAGAGUCUGAACCAAAGAGGGCUGUGGAAACUACAUCUGUUAGAGCUCAGAAACAUAAGCGACCACCUUCAAAGAAGUUUGGAAAAAGAAAGAAAGAUCACUGCUGUGUGGAAUGUGGCAGAGAAUUCCCUAAAAAGAGUGCUCUUCAGACACACACGAGAGUUCACAGUUUUCACAAAAAGGCCAGAGAGACACCAUAUUGCUGUAGUGAAUGUGGCAAACAUCUGAAGGACCACACUAGAGUUCACACUGGAGAGAAGCCAUAUUGCUGUAAUGAAUGUGGUAAACAGUUUUCACAAAAAUGCAAUCUUCAGACACACACUAAAGUUCACACCGGAGAGAAGCCAUAUUGCUGUAGUGAAUGUGAUAUGAUGAAUAUCUUAAAUCCAAGAUACACUGCAGCGACCCGCAGCAGCCAUCCAUGUCACAGUUCAUUGUGCCCCAGACGACUACAUAUCCAGUCAACCACCCUCGACAAAAAGCCAUUACAGAAGCAAUAAUAUCCGAUCUUAUCAUUAAUUGCAACAUGCCCCUGUCUAUCACUGACAACAAGCACUUCAAUCACUUUCUGUCCAUUAUGGACGCAAAAUAUACUGCAGUGAGCCGCAGAACAGUCACCUCAAGACUUGACGCUAUGGUAUC
This is a messenger RNA of Polypterus senegalus (gray bichir), 1074 nucleotides long. Its product is annotated as zinc finger protein 93-like. Lineage: Eukaryota; Metazoa; Chordata; Cladistia; Polypteriformes; Polypteridae. Bases 141 to 932 code for a protein of 263 amino acids. The transcript has 5 exons. The record is from RefSeq and is a predicted model, not a curated record.